This is a messenger RNA of Entrophospora sp. SA101, 630 nucleotides long. NCBI's taxonomy places the organism in Eukaryota, Fungi, Glomeromycota, Glomeromycetes, Entrophosporales, Entrophosporaceae. The record is from the annotation of a GenBank genome assembly.
AUGGUCAUGACACCUGGCUUUAUUGGUAUACAACAACAACAUUUUGUUCUAGAAUGUUUAGCAAUAACUUUCUUUAAAUUACAACUUCGAGAUUUAGGUUUUUUUUCAUUUGGACUUUUUAAUCCUGGCAUUCUUGAAGAAUUACGAAAAAAAAUAACAAUAAUUGCAAUAUAUGGUAUAAAUGCAUUACGUAUGAAUGAUAAAAACAAAGUAAAAAUAUUUUCAAUUAUAUAUUGGCUUUCAGUUGUUUUAUUGUUAGUUUUACAUUUGGUUCAAUUGAUUUUAGCAUUUAAAUGGAAAGAUGAUACAAUGUAUAAUUGUCAAGAUGAUAUAAGAUAUUGGGUACCAUCAAAUUCAAGUACUGUAACUAUGCCAGAUGAUCCUAAUGCCACUACAAUUCAAGAAGUUGGUGAUGCCUGUGAGGCUGCUACUAAAUUAGCAUUAAUAUUUUAUCUGGUUGAUUAUUUUCUUAAAUUUAUUUUUUUGAUUCAUUUUGGAAGAGUGGUACAUUCAUAUAGUAAAGUAUUAUUUGAAGAAAAGAUUGAUAAUGGAGAGGAUCGUGAAAUAGAAAAAAUUGAUUUAGAAGAUGAUGAUGAAAAAAAGGAUAAACAAAAAAAUGAUAUUAAAUAA